AUGAACCAGAACGGAUACUCGAAAUGGGGAUCGCUCAACCAGAGUACAUUGCCCAAAUGGUCGUCCUGGAGUGGCAGCGGGACUCCAUGGGGUGGGAUAACGACCGGCAAUGCCAACCUUUACACUUCCUCCGGCAAAGUGUCCGGCACCAGAACCAGGACGUACGACUUUACCGUGGCGUCGUGUGAUGUCAAACCGGAUGGAGUCUUGACCAAGGGUGCUGUCUGCAUCAAUGGACAGUUCCCAGGGCCGCUGAUCGAAGCCAAUUAUGGCGACACCAUCAGCGUGACCGUCCGCAACAAUCUGAAAGACGAAGGAACCGCCAUGCACUGGCACGGCUUCCUGCAGACGGGUAACUGCCAGAACGACGGUGUGCCCGGAGUCCAGCAAUGUCCCAUCGCACCUGGAAGCUCCUACACGUACACCAUGAAGGCCGAGCUGUACGGAUCCAGCUGGUACCACACUCAUUAUUCUGCUCAAUACGCCGGUGGUGCUAUCGGGCCAAUUGUGGUCUAUGGACCUUGGAAUUCGGGGUAUGAUGUCGACAUUGGCCCUGUGAUGCUGUCGGAGUGGUAUCGCGAUAGCUACUCCACUGUCGUCCAGAAGAUGUUCAGGCCACUGAAAUCUGGAGGACCUGUCCGGCCACUCGCCAACAGCAAUCUGAUCGAUGGGAAGACGAGGUUUCCGUGUGGAAAGACCAGUCUGUCCUGUGUGACUGCCAGCUAUGCCAAGUUCAACUUCACCUCCGGCAAGAACCAUAAGCUGCGUUUGAUGAAUGUUGGCUCGGCGGCAGUCCAGAAGUUCAGCAUCGAUGGCCAUGUCAUGCAGGUGGUGGCGACCGACUACAUGCCGGUGAAGCCGUACAACACCUCGAUGGUGGCGCUCGGUGUGGGACAGAGAGCCGAUGUUAUUGUCUUCGGGUCCGGGAAGAAGGGCGAGAAGUACUGGAUGCGGUCGAAUAUCGUCGGUUGUUCCCUCAACGACGGCGUCCUGACAGAAGCUCGAGCUGUGAUCUAUUACCAGGACGCCGACACCAAGACGCUGCCGACGGCAAUAGCCAACCAAGGUCCUGGAGCAGCAAACGACAUCAGGCAGUGCGGCGGUGAUCCUCUCAGCACCACGGAGCCCAGCUACCCACUGGCGGCGGGCAAGCCUGAUGCCACGAGGACUUUCGAAAUCCGGACCAAGAGCAAUGGAACUAACAUCAUCUACACCUUUGGUGAGGGUGCAUCUGCGAGGACAUUCCGAGCGAACUUUAAUGAGCCAUUGUUGCGAAAGGCGUUGGACAACACCAUCAUCGAGGUCGAUCCAACCAGGAAUCUGUGGUAUCUGCAGAAUGCCAAGGUAGCCCGGGCCAUCAUCUACAACUACAACGACGCACCUCAUCCGAUCCAUUACCAUGGCCACAACGUGCAGAUUCUGAACGUCGGCAUGGGAAAAUGGGAUGGCACCAUCAUCCGUCCGAACAAUCCCCAGAGACGUGAUGUGCAAAUGAUGCCGCCAGGUUCAGAAACCACUCCCAGUUUCCUCGUGAUCCAGAGGGACGUCGACAAUCCGGGUGUCUGGCCUCUGCAUUGCCACUUUGCAUGGCAUAGCUCCAUGGGUCUCGUCGCCAAUAUCGUCGAGCCGUCCGUGAAAGGCAUCCAGUCGUCUUUGAGUGCUGCGACAGCUCAGAUCAAAGGAACAUGCGACGGCUGGAAUGCGUACUUGAAGAAGACCGGCGGGCCUCUGUUGACGGGGAUUGAUUCUGGAUUGUGA
Molecule: messenger RNA, 1758 nt
Organism: Zasmidium cellare ATCC 36951
Lineage: Eukaryota; Fungi; Ascomycota; Dothideomycetes; Mycosphaerellales; Mycosphaerellaceae
Product: multicopper oxidase
Exons: 3
Coding region: 1-1758 (585 amino acids)
Molecular function (GO): copper ion binding; oxidoreductase activity
Source: RefSeq, a predicted model, not a curated record